Molecule: messenger RNA, 1095 nt
Organism: Caenorhabditis bovis
Lineage: Eukaryota; Metazoa; Nematoda; Chromadorea; Rhabditida; Rhabditidae
Source: the annotation of a GenBank genome assembly
AUGUUUUGCCCAGUCGUUUUUCUCUCGGUUCUCGCCGCUACCGGCUCAGCGGGCUUCUUGUCGAGACCCAAACGCCAACUAUUCUUCCCAACACUGCCCAGCUUGCCAGGUCUCGAUGAUCUGACCCCAUGCAAUUCAUUCGUCCGAUGCGGCGGAAAAGGACUCUGUCUAGGAACUGCCAAAUCGUCGACAUGCGCCUGUUUCUUGGGAUGGACAGGAGACCAGUGUCAAUCUUCAACUCUGAAUUUCCUUGAUCCCUUCAAUCUCUUCGGUUCCUCCAACACCGCAACAGGCUCCUCAGUCUCCAAUAAUCUAUUCGCAAAUGAUGCCAUGCAACCGUGUACCGCCGAAGAUUGUAGCGGCAACGGCGUCUGCGUGGGCUCGAAAUCAGCGCCACUUUGCCUCUGCAAUUUGGGUAAAACCGGCUUCAAAUGUGAAUCGGAAAUUGCUGGACUAGUGAACGUUGAUCCAAGCGCUCCCAUCUCGUUCUGCUCUCCCAGCGAUUGCAAUAAUAAAGGAUUAUGCAUUGGCACGAAAAAUAGUUUCAUGUGCGCUUGUCAGAUCGGCUACACAGGGUCUCGAUGUGAAAACACUCCUGUUGCUUUGUGUGACAGCCGUGACUGCAGCUCAAACGGCUUGUGCAUUGGCACGAAGAACAGUCACACCUGUGCCUGCUAUCUGGGCUACUCUGGAGAGAAAUGCGAAAAAAUAACUGGCACGAUGUGCGAAGCUUCUGACUGCAAUUCUAACGGAAUCUGCAUCGGAACAAAAACUACAAAAACAUGCCUAUGCGCGCCAGGUUAUUAUGGAAGCAGGUGCGAGUCGCGAUUCACUCUCCUCCCAGGAACAGAAGGCAUGUUCUGCGAAUCCAAAGACUGCAACGGCAACGGAAUUUGCAUCGGCAACAAACUUCUCCCAAUGUGCAUCUGUGCUCCAGGAUUCACAGGGCUCCGAUGCGAACUUGAGCCAAUUUGCACUGGAGCCUUGCAGUGCUCUGGCAAUGGAAUAUGCAUCGGAACGCUGAAAUCCUUCAGCUGCGUUUGCAAUCUCGGAUGGACAGGGGUCACCUGUGCUCAAAGCACACUUCUAAAAUAG